Molecule: messenger RNA, 702 nt
Organism: Vitis vinifera (wine grape)
Lineage: Eukaryota; Viridiplantae; Streptophyta; Magnoliopsida; Vitales; Vitaceae
Exons: 1
Coding region: 1-702 (233 amino acids)
Source: RefSeq, a predicted model, not a curated record
AUGCAAGAUAACAAAUCCUUAAGGGAGUUCGUGAAACGGUUUGGUCAAGCCGUACUUCAGGUAGAGGCUUACAGUAUGGAUGCUGUCCUGCAGAUCUUCAAGCGAGGCAUCUGUCCAGGCACUCCAUUUUUCGAAUCACUUGCUAAAAAGCUUCCAACAACGAUGGACGACUUGUUCAGACAUGCAAACAAAUACUCAAUGCUCGAAGAUGACGUACGAGCAACCACCCAACAAGUCUUGGUUGCUGGACAGGCAUCUAGAAGUGGCGCGGAUAGAAGUGUCAAACUUCCGGACCGGCCAAGGCCGUCCGAUCGAAGGCAGGAAGGGCCAGGUCGCCCGGAAAGACCGCCCCUCACGCCUCUCUCCAUAUCAUAUGAGAAACUUCUCCCUAUGAUCCAAGGCAUGUCCGACUUCAGGUGGCCUAGACCCCUCGGAACGGACCCAUCCAAAAGAGAUCAUAGCAAAAAAUGUGCCUUCCACAAGGAGCAUGGUCACACAACGGAAGAAUGCAGGUGCCUCCAUUAUUUGGUCGAAAAGCUCAUAAGAGCGGGACACUUAAAACAAUACCUCCCCUCAGAUGCCGGAGGUAAAAACGCUUCUCAAAACCACAACACUGGAGCCCCCAGGGCCCCAGCCACCCCCAAAGUCGUUAUAAACUAUAUUAACGGAGGUCCAUCUGACGAGGAGUAUGACUCCAAAUGA